AUGGAUACAACUGUUGCAGAUGUGACAACUGCAGCAGAACAGACAUCCGUUGCUGAGGUCACUUCUACAGCUGCAGUCACAACAGCAGAUGCAGUGGACACAACUGCUGCAGAUGUGACAACCACAGCAGAACAGACAUCCAUUGCUGAGGCCACUUCUACAGCUGCAGUCACAACAGCAGGUGCAGGUACUACCACAGCUGAGGGAACAACUAGUCCUGUGGUGGAUACAACUGUUGUGGAUGUGGUAACAACAGAGGCUCAGACAUCCUCUGUUGUAGACACAACAAUCUCAGCAGCUACCACAACAGCUGAGGGAACAACCUCUCCUUCAACACAACAAUCUCGGCACAUACAACAACAGCUGAGGGUAGAACUCUUCUUCAGUGGACACAACUGCUGCAGAUGUGACAACCACAGCAGAACAGAACAUCCAUUGCUGAGGCCACUUCUACAGCUGCAGUCACAACAGCAGGUGCAGGUACUACCACAGCAGAGGGAACAACUAGUCCUGUGGUGGAUACAACUGUUGUGGAAUGGUAACAACAGAGGCUCAGACAUCCUCUGUUGUAGACACAACAAUCUCAGCAGAUACUCAACAGCUGAGGGAACAACCUCUCCUUCAGUGGACACAACUGCUGCAGAUGUGACAACCACGGCAGAACAGACAUCUAUUGCUGAGGCCACUUCUACAGCUGCAGUCACAACAGCAGGUGCAGGUACUACCACAGCUGAGGGAACAACUAGUCCUUUUGUGGAUACAACUGUUGUGGAUGUGGUAACAACAGAGGCUCAGACAUCCUCUGUUGUAGACACAACAAUCUCAGCAGAUACCACAACAGCUGAGGGAACAACCUCUCCUUCAGUGGACACAACUGCUGCAGAUGUACAACACAGCAGAACAGACAUCUAUUGCGGAGGCCACUUCUACAGCUGCAGUCACAACAGCAGGUGCAGAGGCACAGACAUCUUCUGUUGUAGACACAACAAUCUCAGCACAUACACAACAGCUGAGGGAACAACCUCUCCUUCAGUGGACACAACUGCUGCAGAUGUAACAACCGCAGCAGAACAGACAUCCAUUGCUGAGGCCACUUCUGCAGCUGCAGUCACAACAGCAGGUGCAGGUACUACCACAGCUGAGGGAACAACUAGUCCUGUGGUGGAUACAACUGUUGUGGAUGUGGUAACAACAGAGGCUCAGACAUCUUCUGUUGUAGACACAACAAUCUCGGCACAUACAACAACAGCUGAGGGUAGAACUUCUUCUUCAGUGGACACAACUACUGCAGAUGUGACAACCACAGCAGAACAGACAUCCAUUGCUGAGGCCACUUCUACAGCUGCAGUCACAACAGCAGGUGCAGCUGAGGGAACAACCUCUCCUUCAGUGGACACAACUGCUGCAGAUGUGACAACCACGGCAGAACAGACAUCUAUUGCGGAGGCCACUUCUACAGCUGCAGUCACAACAGCAGGUGCAGAUGUGACAACUGCAGCAGAACAGACAUCCGUUGCUGAGGUCACUUCUACAGCUGCAGUCACAACAGCAGAUGCAGUGGACACAACUGCUGCAGAUGUAACAACCGCAGCAGAACAAACAUCCAUUGCUGAGGCCACUUCUGCAGCUGCAGUCACAACAGCAGGUGCAGGUACUACCACAGCUGAGGGAACAACUAGUCCUGUGGUGGAUACAACUGUUGUGGAUGCCGUAACAACAGAGGCUCAGACGUCAUCUGUUGUACCCACAACAAUCUCGGCAGAUACCACAACAGCUGAGGGAACAACUUCUCCUUCAGUGGACACAACUGCUGCAGAUGUAACAACCGCAGCAGAACAGACAUCCAUUGCUGAGGCCACUUCUGCAGCUGCAGUCACAACAGCAGGUGCAGGUACUACCACAGCUGAGGGAACAACUAGUCCUGUGGUGGAUACAACUGUGUGGAUAUGUGGACACAACUGCUGCAGAUGUGACAACCACAGCAGAACAGACAUCAUUGCUGAGGCCACUUCUACAGCUGCAGUCACAACAGCAGGUGCAGGUACUACCACAGCUGAGGGAACAACUAGUCCUGUGGUGGAUACAACUGUUGUGGAUGCGGUAACAACAGAGGCUCAGACAUCCUUUGUUGUAGACACAACAGUCUCGGCAGAUACCACAACACCUGCGGGAUCAACUUCUCCUUCAGUGGACACAACUGCUGCAGAUGUAACAACCGCAGCAGAACAGACAUCCAUUGCUGAGGCCACUUCUGCAGCUGCAGUCACAACAGCAGUGCAGUUCACAACAGCAGGUGCAGGUACUACCACAGCAGAGGGAACAACUAGUCCUGUGGUGGAUACAACUGUUGUGGAUGUGGUAACAACAGAGGCUCAGACAUCCUCUGUUGUAGACACAACAAUCUCAGCAGCUACCACAACAGCUGAGGGAACAACCUCUCCUUCAGUGGACACAACUGCUGCAGACGUGACAACCACAGCAGAACAGACAUCCAUUGCUGAGGCCACUUCUACAGCUGCAGUCACAACAGCAGGUGCAGGUACUACCACAGCUGAGGGAACAACUAGUCCUGUGGUGGAUACAACUGUUGUGGAUGCGGUAACAACAGAGGCUCAGACAUCCUCUGUUGUAGACACAACAGUCUCGGCAGAUACCACAACAGCUGAGGGAACAACUUCUCUUCAGUGGACACAACUGCUGCAGAUAGGCACAGACAUCUUCUGUUGUAGACACAACAUCUCAGCAGAUACCACAACAGCUGAGGGAAGAACUUCUUCUUCAGUGGACACAACUGCUGCAGAUGUGACAACCAAAGCAGAACAGACAUCCAUUGCUGAGGCCACUUCUACAGCUGCAGUCACAACAGCAGGUGCAGGUACUACCACAGCAGAGGGAACAACUAGUCCUGUGGUGGAUACAACUGUUGUGGAUGUGGUAACAACAGAGGCUCAGACAUCCUCUGUUGUAGACACAACAAUCUCAGCAGCUACACAACAGCUGAGGAACAACCUCUCCUUCAGUGGACACAACUGCUGCAGAUCUGCAGUCACAACAGUAGAUGCAGGUACUACCACAGCUGAGGGAACAACUAGUCCUGUGGUGGAUACAACUGUUGUGGAUGCCGUAACAACAGAGGCACAGACAUCUUCUGUUGUAGACACAACUAUCUCGGCAGAUACAACAACAGCUGAGGGUAGAACUUCUUUUUCAGUGGACACAACUGCUGCAGAUGUGACAACCACAGCAGAACAGACAUCCAUUGCUGAGGCCACUUCUACAGCUGCAGUCACAACAGCAGGUGCAGGUACUACCACAGCAGAGGGAACAACUAGUCCUGUGGUGGAUACAACUGUUGUGGAUAUGGUAACAACAGAGGCUCAGACAUCCUCUGUUGUAGACACAACAAUCUCAGCAGAUACAACAACAGCUGAGGGAACAACCUCUCCUUCAGUGGACACAACUGCUGCAGAUGUAACAACCGCAGCAGAACAGACAUCCAUUGCUGAGGCCACUUCUGCAGCUGCAGUGACAACAGCAGGUGCAGGUACUACCACAGCUGAGGAACAACUAGUCCUGUGGUGGAUACAACUGUUGUGGAUGUGGUUACAACAGAGGCACAGACAUCUUCUUGUAGACACAACAAUCUCAGCAGAUACCACAACAGCUGAGGGAACAACCUCUCCUUCAUUGGAUACAACUGCUGCAGAUGUGACAACUGCAGCAGAACAGACAUCCAUUGCUGAGGUCACUUCUACAGCUGCAGUCACAACAGCAGAUGUAGGUACUUCCACAGCUGAGGGAACAACUAGUCCUGUGGUGGAUACAACUGUUGUGGAUGCGACACAACAAUCUCGGCAAACCACAACAGCUGAGGGAAGAACUUCUUCUUCAGUGGACACAACUGCUGCAGAUGUGACAACCACAGCAGAACAGACAUCCAUUGCUGAGUCCACUUCUACAGCUGCAGUCACAACAGCAGGUGCAGGUACUACCACAGCAGAGGGAACAACUAGUCCUGUGGUGGAUACAACUGUUGUGGAUAUGGUAACAACAGAGGCUCAGACAUCCUCUGUUGUAGACACAACAAUCUCGGCACAUACAACAACAGCUGAGGGAACAACCUCUCCUUCAGUGGACACAACUGCUGCAGAUGUAACAACCGCAGCAGAACAGACAUCCAUUGCUGAGGCCACUUCUGCAGCUGCAGUCACAACAGCAGGUGCAGGUACUACCACAGCUGAGGGAACAACUAGUCCUGUGGUGGAUACAACUGUUGUGGAUGUGACACAACAAUCUCAGCAGAUACCAACAACAGCUGAGGGAACAACCUCUCCUUCAGUGGACACAACUGCUGCAGAUGUAACAACCACAGCAGAACAGACAUCUAUUGCGGAGGCCACUUCUACAGCUGCAGUCACAACAGCAGGUGCAGGUACUACCACAGCUGAGGGAACAACUAGUCCUGUGGUGGAUACAACUGUUGUGGAUGCGGUAACAACAGAGGCUCAGACAUCGUCUGUUGUAGACACAACAAUCUCGGCAGAUACCACAACAGCUGAGGGAACACCUCUCCUUCAUGGAUACAACUGUGCAGAUGUGACAACUGCAGCAGAACAGACAUCCAUUGCUGAGGUCACUUCUACAGCUGCAGUCACAACAGCAGGUGCAGGUACUACCACAGCUGAGGGAACAACUAGUCCUGUGGUGGAUACAACUGUUGUGGAUGCGGUAACAACAGAGGCACAGACAUCUUCUGUUGUAGACACAACAAUCUCGGCAGAUACCACAACAGCUGAGGGAACAACCUCUCCUUCAUGGAUACAACUGUUGCAGAUAGGCUCAGACAUCUCUGUUGUAGACACAACAAUCUCAGCAGAUACCACAACAGCUGAGGGAACAACCUCUCCUUCAGUGGACACAACUGCUGCAGAUGUAACAACCACAGCAGAACAGACAUCCAUUGCUGAGGCCACUUCUACAGCUGCAGUCACAACAGCAGGUGCAGGUACUACCACAGCAGAGGGAACAACUAGUCCUGUGGUGGAUACAACUGUUGUGGAUGCGGUAACAACAGUGGCUCAGAAAUCUUCUGUUGUAGACACAACAAUCUCAGCAGAUACCACAACAGCUGAGGGAACAACCUCUCCUUCAGUGGACACAACUGUUGCAGAUGUGACAACCACAGCAGAACAGACAUCCAUUGCUGAGGCACUUCUACAGCUGCAGUCACAACAGCAGGUGCAGGUACUACCACAGCAGAGGGAACAACUAGUCCUGUGGUGGAUACAACUGUUGUGGAUGCGAUGUGACAACUGCAGCAGAACAGACAUCCAUUGCAGUGGCAACUUCUACAGCUGCAGUCACAACAGCAGGUGCAGGUACUCCACAGCUGAGGGAACAACUAGUCCUGUGGUGGAUACAACUGUUGUGGAUGUGGUAACAACAGAGGCACAGACAUCUGUUGUAGACACAACAAUCUCGGCAGAUACCACAACAGCUGAGGGAACAACUUCUCCUUCAGUGGACACAACUGCUGGAGAUGUAACAACCGCAGCAGAACAGACAUCCAUUGCUGAGGCCACUUCUGCAGCUGCAGUCACAACAGCAGGUGCAGCUGAGGGAGACAACUUUUUUUCAGUGGACACAACUGCUGCAGAUGUAACAACCGCAGCAGAACAGACAUCCAUUGCUGAGGCCACUUCUGCAGCUGCAGUCACAACAGCAGGUGCAGGUACUACCACAGCUGAGGGAACAACUAGUCCUUUUGUGGAUACAACUGUUGUGGAUGUAGUAACAACAGAGGCUCAGACAUCCUCUGUUGUAGACACAACAAUCUCAGCAGAUACCACAACAGCUGAGGGAACAACCUCUCCUUCAGUGGACACAACUGCUGCAGAUGUGACAACUGACGCAGAACAGACAUCUAUUGCGGAGGCCACUUCUACAGCUGCAGUCACAACAGCAGGUGCAGCUGAGGGAACAACUUCUCCUUCAGUGGACACAACUGCUGCAGAUGUCACAACCGCAGCAGAACAGACAUCCAUUGCUGAGGCCACUUCUGCAUUUGCAGUCACAACAGCAGGUGCAGUUACUACCACAGCUGAGGGAACAACUAGUCCUGUGGUGUAUACAACUGUUGUGGAUGCGGUAACAACAGAGGCUCAGACAUCCUCUGUUGUAGACACACAGUCUCAGCAGAUACCACAACAGCUGAGGGAACAACCUCUCCUUCAGUGGACACAACUGCUGCAGAUGUGA
Molecule: messenger RNA, 6258 nt
Organism: Strongylocentrotus purpuratus (purple sea urchin)
Lineage: Eukaryota; Metazoa; Echinodermata; Echinoidea; Camarodonta; Strongylocentrotidae
Product: mucin-22-like
Exons: 17
Coding region: 1-6258 (2085 amino acids)
Source: RefSeq, a predicted model, not a curated record